Lactuca virosa is the source of this 2610-nucleotide messenger RNA. The record is from the annotation of a GenBank genome assembly. NCBI's taxonomy places the organism in Eukaryota, Viridiplantae, Streptophyta, Magnoliopsida, Asterales, Asteraceae.
AUGGACGCAAGAAAUUUAGGUAUUAUUGUAGCUCUUUUCGUCGUGUUGGAGGCAGGUGUUUGUGAAGGUCGCAGAUUUCCAGACAAAUCUUCCCACGGCCAUGGAGUCCAUUGGAGGGCUCAUGAUAUAGACGAAAAUAAGGAAGAUCAAGUUUCAUUAUUUUGUAGAAAACAGUUCAAACAAAUUACACAAGCUAUUCAGUAUUUUGCCCUUAAUUUACCAAAGCCAACAAACUAUAUCACAAACUCUGAUGCAACAUCAAUAAGAAAAACUCUUAUACAACAUAAAGCCAUUCUUAACCACCCUCCAAUACUAAAUCAAUCUUUCCAUAGACCAAAUGCUCGAAUCCUCAAACCAAAGGGCCGUCGCCGGAAAAGACCACCGCGGCGGCGGCGGCGGAGGCGCCGCCGCCCUCCAUGGCCACCGGAUCCAUCGCCAGGUCUAUCUCCAGCUUCCCCCAAUGCUCCUACUCCUACCAUGGCCCCAUCUCCAGAUGGAGAUGGGGCCCUGACUCCUGAUGGGGAUGGGGCCCCACUGCCUCCUGACAGGGCCCCACCAACUCCAGGCAGGGCCCCAUCGAGUCCUGGUGGGGCCUCACCUCCAACACCAACCCGUAAACCAUUUCCAAAACCUAAACCUUUACCUGAACGUGAACCUUUUCGAGAGCCUUCAUCCAAUUUUUCACCGGAAAAAGCCAGAAGGCCGCCGGAUUUGUCGCCGGAGGAUGAUAGCAAGGAGCGGAAGUUGCUGAUAAUUGCUGCAACUUCAACCACAGUGGCGGCAUUUGCUAUUUUCUCAUUGUUUUUGGUUUGCUUUCUUAGACUGAAGAAGCGGAGAAGGGGAGCUAAUAAUGAUGGAAGAGGGGAGGGAAGGAGGAAUCUUGCUAGUGGUCUUUCUCUGAAAUCCAAGAAACUCAAAAGUACAAAAGAGACAAAUCACAAUUUGUCCACCAAUGGUGCUUCCGUUCCUGAAGAUGAAGAAUCAGAAGUUGGAUCAUUCCCACUUCCACCUGUACUAACCACUCCUCUACCACCUCAAUCACCUCCAACACCUCCACCACCGCCACCACCACCACCACCACCACCUUCACCUCUAGCCUCGAAAGAAACACCACCCCCACCACCUCCAAAGCCUCCUAAUGUCCCUAAUCCACCAAAGAAAAAGCCACCCCCACCUGCUCCAAUACCCAAAGAUGGAAAUGAUGAUGGUGAAGAUUCAGAUGCCAAUAAAACCAAGUUAAAACCGUUUUUCUGGGACAAAGUGAAUGCUAACCCUAAUAGAGCCAUGGUUUGGCACGAUAUUAAAUCCGGAUCAUUCCAGUUCAAUGAAGAAAUGAUGGAAAGUCUGUUUGGUGCCUCGAGUGUUCAAAACAAGAAUGAGAAUGGAAAAGCCCCAGCAAACCUACAAUCUCAACCCAAAUUGGUUCAAAUUAUUGAGCCCAAGAAAGCCCAGAAUCUUGCCAUUCUAUUAAAAGCAUUGAAUGUGACAACUCAAGAAGUCUCUGAUGCCGUUAGGGAAGGUAACGAGCUUCCAGUAGAAUUCAUCUCAACUUUGUUGAAAAUGGCACCGACUCAAGAUGAAGAACUAAAACUUCGGACAUAUAAUGGCGAUGUUGCUCUUCUUGGCCCUUCAGAAAAGUUCCUUAAAGCAUUGGUUGAUAUCCCUUUUGCAUUCAAACGUCUUGAAGCUUUGAUGUUUAUGGCUUCCCUUCCGGAAGAAUAUUCUUCCGUUAAAGAAUCCUUUGCGACUUUAGAGGUAGCUUGCACAGUGCUAACAAACAACCGACUCUUCCUGAAACUUCUAGAAGCAGUUCUUAAAACAGGCAACCGUAUGAAUGUGGGUACGUAUCGUGGUGGGGCCGAAGCGUUCAAACUCGACAACCUUUUAAAACUCUCCGAUGUCAAAGGAACAGAUGGCAAAACCACACUCCUAUCCUUCGUAGUCCAAGAAAUGAUCCGGUCAGAAGGAACCAAAGCUGCCCGAAGAGCCCGGACAAACCAAAGUUCAUCCAAAGACACUUCACAAUCACAACAACCAAGUAAAGAACCGCCCGAAAAUUACCGAAAAUUCGGCUUCGAAGUCGUUUCCAAGCUAAGCGAGGAGCUUGAGGACGUAAAAAAAGCCGCACUUAUUGACGGGGAUACCCUCACAUCAACGGUUUUGAAAUUAGGGCAUAUGUUAAGGAGAACAAAAGACUUUUUAUAUAAUGAGAUGAAAAAUGUGGAAGAAGAUACCGAAUUUCAGGUGUUUCUCACGGGGUUUGUGGAACGGGCGGAAGCUGAGAUCGGGUGGUUGUUGGAAGAGGAGAAGAGGAUAAUGGCGGUGGUGAAGAGCACGGGUGAUUAUUUCCAUGGGACAUCGAGGAAAGAUGAAGGUUUAAGGUUGUUUGUUAUUGUGCGUGAUUUCUUGCUACUUUUGGAUAGUGUUUGUAAUGAUAUUAAGAAAACGGCUGCUAUCCAAGCGAAGAAAAAACGGUCGGAUUCGGCGACUGCUUCGAUGGAAGGGUCGUUUGGGCCAAAGGAUAUACGUGAUAAGUUGUUUCCGUAUAAUAAAGAUGGGCAAUCGGGGUAUUCGAGUUCGGAUGAAGAGAGUGAUUCUCCUAGUUUUUGA